This is a messenger RNA of Belonocnema kinseyi, 2526 nucleotides long. RefSeq names its product neurogenic protein big brain (gene bib). Gene Ontology annotation, cellular component: plasma membrane. Gene Ontology annotation, biological process: transmembrane transport. Bases 352 to 2124 code for a protein of 590 amino acids. Gene Ontology annotation, molecular function: water channel activity. The transcript is spliced from 4 exons. NCBI's taxonomy places the organism in Eukaryota, Metazoa, Arthropoda, Insecta, Hymenoptera, Cynipidae. The record is from RefSeq and is a predicted model, not a curated record.
ACAUCGGGACCACUCGUCCCUUACUCUAUUCAUGUUUACUAAUCAAAUCAUUUCAAUAAAAAAAGACCCAACCGGAAAGGCCCAAUAAAUAAAAAAAUCAGAUUGAAAAAAAAACUAGUGCAUCGUUAAUUAAACUUUCUCGACAAUUUAAAUUAAAGUCUGCUUAUAAAAUUUAUUAUUGCUGGAAACAUUGUUUUUUUUUUUUUUUAAUUGUUCGACAUCUAAGUGUGCAGGAACUCGAAACUUGGAAGUGAUGUUCGCCAGUAAGAGGAAGGAAUUUUCAAAGGUGUGAGUGAGUUGUGAAGUGGUAUCAAUUUUUUCGGACUCUUGUGAAUUACUUUAUCUUUUGAGAUGACGGAAUCUUUGGUAAGAGAAGUGGAUUCCCACAUUGUGACCCUUAUAUCGAAACUUUCAACUCUUCGGGAAAAUCAUGUCGAUCCGACUGCGGAUAGACGACCUCCGAUGUCCAUAGAGGCAAAGAGUUUGGAACUUUGGAGGGCUGUUGCUGUUGAGUGCUUUGCGACUUUUCUCUUUAGCUUGGUGGUUUCCGGUGCGGCAAACGCUUCCUACCCUUCUGGUAGCGGCUUAUCAGCACUUUCGACUGCCAUCGCUGCCGGCUUUGGAAUUGCGGCUAUUACACUCAUUUUUGGACACAUUAGUGGGGGACACGUAAAUCCUGCGGUGUCAGUGUCGUUUGCUUUGGCCAGCAAAAUAUCGAUACUCAGAGCUGCCCUUUACAUCGCAGCCCAAUGUGGAGGUGGAAUAGCCGGAGCUGCAAUGAUCUAUGGGGUAACGGUUCCUUCUGGAACGCAGUCGAUUCCCUCACCUGGAAGAUUAGCAGGCCCGAUAGAAAAACUGUUGGUCGAAUUAGCCCUUUCAAUUUUAAUUGUUCUGGCCCACUUCACUGCAGAUUCGACCAAGAAUCUGCCGUCAUCAUUAUCGACAAAAGCUGCCGCAGUUUUGGCAGCAGCCUACGCAUCUGGGACUUUAGUCCAUAGUCCAAAUCUGAAUCCAUCACGAGCUCUUGGUCCCGCUUUCGUGAUGAAUCGCUGGGACUCCCACUGGGUCUACUGGGUCGGUCCAAUAGCAGGUGGCUCAAUCGCAGCUCUUCUCCACGAGUACGUCCUCAGUCCGAAGCGAUCCCGAGACACUGGCGACUUGGACGACGGCGACAAUUCCUCAAUGAGAUCAGACGAGGACACUUACGACGACCUGGACAAGCCCGUAGGCCCAAAGUUCGCCGGAGCCUAUGCCACUUAUCGACCCGUCACCGGAACAGCAUCAAUUUACAGUGCUCCACCAACCGCCCUCGAGCGUGUUGAGUCUAUAUAUGGUGGCACGAAAUCCCUCUACUGCAAAUCCCCUCCCUUGACUCGGGCUAAUUUGAACAGAUCUCAAAGUGUCUACGCGAAAUCCACCUCAGGAACAAGAGACGGCCUCAUUCUUCCCAAACCCGGACCACUGGUGCCAGCUCAAAGUCUCUACCCCAUAAGAAUUGGAACCCACGCCUCCCAGAAUUUCAUCAAUCGCGAGCCAAUUCAUCAUCUUCAGCCCACGCUGACCUCUCAAACCAUCAGUCCCAAUAAUCCAACUCAGAAUCACAACAGUACCAACCAGAACAUGCAGAAUCAGCUCCAGCAAUGCACCCAGAGUAUUUAUGGCGUGCGAGGAAUCUCCACGAGUCUCAGUACGCGCGAAAACGGAAUUUAUGGAGUCUCGACCGGGUCUAGUAUUUAUGGAAGAGCGCCAGUUCCUCCGCCCGAGAGGCAGAGUUCUCAGAGCAAUGCUCCGAGUCAGUCAUCGACUGUUCCGAAUCCGAGUCAGAAUCAUCAGACACAUCAGAAUGGGCCUUUGAACACGAGUUCGGAGAGUGGCAGCAAUCCGAGAAGACCGGACAGUAUGUAUGGACAUGGUGCGAGGCGCAGUGACGAUUCUGCUUAUGGUAGCUACCAGAGUUCGAACAGGGGAACCACCUAUGGAAAGGCCCAGGGUCCACCUUUGUCCAAUGGUCCGCCAUGUCCUCCUCAGUACAGAGAUGGCAGGCCAAGUCCUGCUGGACCACUUCAGCAGAAUCAAAAUCAGCAGAGUAGUUUUACGCGGAAUUCGCCCAAUCCGCAGUACUGAUGUCACCAGCAUCGCGGAAAGCGAUCCAAUCGGGUCAAGAGACCAGAACUCUUUUUCUAAAAAUCCUAAUCGAUUUGUUUUUUUUUUCUUCCUGAGAAUCGGUUGUUGUACAGUGAGACUGCAUUUAUUGCUAGACAUUAAGAGAUUGAGUACUUGCGGGUCGUACUUAAAUUACGUGGAGGAUUAGAGACGCUCUCUGAAAAUCCCAACCCCUUUGCCCCUGUAACAAAAUAUUUUUACCCCCUCCCCUCCCCCAGACUGGUGCUGUACGUAAUUUUUUAGUUUUCAGACAUGUUUUGCUAAUUAUUGCCAGUAGAAUUUAGAGAAUUUCGUUUUCAAAAUUCUCUGAUUUUUUCUUGAAUAAUUUUUUAUUUUGAUCUUUUAAUACUUUUAAUAUCGAAU